AUGCUCAAGAUGAUUGAAAAAAUGUCAGGUGUCUGCCCAGACUUUUGCAUUUGUAGCCAAAAGCAAUAUUUAUCUUUCGGUGGACUUCCCGUGUCUUGUGAACAGAAGGAACGGCACGGAGCCGACAGCCAAAAACCCUGUGCUCAUUUAUUCUUAGACUGUCUUUUUUCAAUCAGUUUUUUCUCUGGUUCUAUUUUAAUUUCUAUCCUUUAUACUUCUGUUUCUUAUUCUUCGCUUAUGACACCUUUUGAAAAAAAAAUUAAUCCAUUCCUUUAUUACUGUCCCUUACGUUUCAUCUUUUUAUUUUUUUUUCAUUCUUCUUUUUUCUUUUUCUAUCUCACACUCAUGAUUUUAAAGUAUUUCCCUUUUUUUGUUUCUAUCUCCCUCUAUCCUACUCCCACUCUAUUCUUUUCUCUCUUUUUAAAAUUCCUUUUCUCUUUCCUUUACAUUUGCUUUCCUUCAUUUUCGUCUUAUAUGCCAUUUCUUUCUAUUGCAAUAAUUUCGCCCUUUCUCUCAUCUUUAUUCAAUAUCUUACACAUACACACCCAUCAACACUUUACCUCUUCUUUGACGCAUCGCAUGACAUCUCUACAUUUCUCUCUCUCUCUCUAUCUCUCUCACUCACUCACUCUCUCUCUGUCUAUCUAUCUAUUUCUCACUCUCUCUAUCUCUCUCACUCACUCACUCUCUCUGUCUAUCUAUCUAUUUCUCUCUCUCUCUCUCUCUCUUCUAUUCUUUUAG
Acanthosepion pharaonis is the source of this 741-nucleotide messenger RNA. Lineage: Eukaryota; Metazoa; Mollusca; Cephalopoda; Sepiida; Sepiidae. The record is from the annotation of a GenBank genome assembly.